AUUGUUGUUUCUGAGGUUGCAGCGUUCAUGAUGAACUUACUUCAGAUUAUGUGUGACAACUGGGUACAUAGUCAUGUAGCUGUUGGACUUGUCUUUAGAUGUUAUCUAGACAGAAAGAAUGAUGGAAAGCUAACUGCCUUCAGGAACAAGAAUCUGUUAUAUAAAAGGAAAUUGAAAUCCAGUGAAGAAGUCACCCGGAAGUAA
Molecule: messenger RNA, 204 nt
Organism: Bubalus bubalis (water buffalo)
Lineage: Eukaryota; Metazoa; Chordata; Mammalia; Artiodactyla; Bovidae
Product: NADH dehydrogenase [ubiquinone] 1 beta subcomplex subunit 1-like
Exons: 1
Coding region: 28-204 (58 amino acids)
Cellular component (GO): mitochondrion
Source: RefSeq, a predicted model, not a curated record